Messenger RNA from Aptenodytes forsteri (emperor penguin), 9042 nucleotides. RefSeq names its product oxysterol binding protein like 3 (gene OSBPL3). The transcript is spliced from 24 exons. The coding region runs from base 401 to 3067 and encodes 888 amino acids. NCBI's taxonomy places the organism in Eukaryota, Metazoa, Chordata, Aves, Sphenisciformes, Spheniscidae. Gene Ontology annotation, molecular function: cholesterol binding. The record is from RefSeq and is a predicted model, not a curated record. Gene Ontology annotation, cellular component: intracellular membrane-bounded organelle; cytosol; perinuclear endoplasmic reticulum.
UAACAGUGUUCUUCCUUCUCUGCUUUCUCGAGAAGGGAUACAAGGAACAGCUGGUUGUUGCUUCAUCCCUUGACUUUCAUUGAUUAGUCAUGGAGUUCAGAAUAUUUCACUCAACUUAAUUGCAACAGAGCUUGUACACCACCAGACUCAUGUGAAUCUUGCCUAAUGGAAUUGCUCAGACUUUCACUGCUGUAAAAGAGGAGGAGAUUUGGAUUCUUGAUAGUUGGCACUGAGAGACUACUCACUUACUGAAUUUCCAUGGGAUGCAGAUCAUACCACUGGACUGUGUUUGGGUAAAGGAUGAAUUCUGCGUUUCUCUCAGGAGUCUUCCAACACAUUUUCUAAAUUACCUUUUCAUAGUGUUCUAAGUGAGCUUAUGUGAAACAAAUGGUAUUGGAACAUGAGUGAAGAAAAAAGCUUUGGUGUAUCCCAGAAAAUGUUGUCUCCUUCAAGAAGUACUAGCAGCUGCUCCUCCAAGCAGGGAAGUCGACAGGACAGCUGGGAAAUUGUAGAAGGACUCCGAGGAGCAAUGAAUAUUACCCAGGAGCCACAGAAGCAGGAGGGCUGCUUGCUGAAAAAGAGGAAAUGGCCUUUGAAGGGCUGGCACAAGAGAUACUUCUUUUUGGAUAGAGGGAUUUUGAAGUAUUCUAAAUGCCAAGCUGAUAUAGAGAGAGGGAAGCUUCAUGGCUGUAUUGAUGUUGGACUUUCUGUCAUGUCUGUAAAGAAAUCAACAAAAUGUAUAGAUUUGGAUACAGAAGAGCAGAUAUACCAUCUGAAGGUGAAAUCUCAGGACCUGUUUGAUGAAUGGGUAGCAAAACUUCGUCAUCACAGAAUGUACCGUCAGAAUGAAAUCUCCAUGUUUCCUCAUGACGUCAAUAAUCUUUUCUUCCCUGUGUCUACUACUGCGGACUCUGUCCCUGGUUUUUGUGAUUCUACUCCAGGUAGAAAGGCAGGCAGCUUGACCAAACAGAAUUCGUUGUCACCUGGAGGUAAUUUGUCAUUUUCCUUUUCAAGUAAUGAGUCCAGGAUUUCAUCUUGGCUACAGUCUUCUGAAGACAUGGAAAAAUGCUCAAGAGACCUCUCCAAUUGUCACACAUAUUUACUGGAAAUGAACCAGCUGUUACAGAGCAUGGAUGUUCUUCACAGGACAUAUUCAGCGCCUGCUAUAAAUGCUAUGCAGGUUGGACCUUUUGAAAGCCCAAAGAAGGAAAAGAGAACACACAGGAGGUGGCGAUCCAGAGUUGUUGGGAAAGAGGCUAAAGGAAUGUUACAGGUGCCUUCAGUAUUUUCUGCCCCUAUGAGACUGCAUGCUUCCAAUCCAAACUUAUCUACAAUAGAUUUUGUAGAGGAGAAAAAUUACUCUGAUGGCUCUGAAGCAUCAUCAGAAUUUACUAAAAUGCAAGAGGACUUAUUUCAUAUUGCACAUAAAGUUUACUUCACCUUGAGGUCAGCUUUCAGCACCAUAUCCACAGAGAGAGAAAAGCUGAAGCAGGUGCUGGAGCAUGAUGCAUCCUCAUCUCCAUCUGCACAAAUAGUUGGCUUGAAGAAUGCCUUAACAUCCGCAAUAGCACAAAACACAGAUCUUAAAGACCGGUUACGCAGAAUACAUGCCGAAUCUAUGAUCCUUGAUUCAGCAUCUAAUGCAAAAUCAAGUCCAGAUUUGGUGAAGGAAAAUUCGAGAGAAGAAAGCAGAGGUCUGGUUCACCAGGUCUCCAAUGAAAGCAGACUGUCUAUAGCUGACUCUCUCACAGAAUUUUUUGAUGCACAGGAAGUCCUACUGUCUGCUAGCUCUUCAGAAAAUGAGGUAUCAGAUGAUGACUCAUACGUAAGUGAUAUCAGUGAUAAUGUCUCAGAAGAUAACCUAAGCAAUGACAUGGAGAAUGAAAGACAAACUUUAGACUGUAUUUCUGAAAGUGGAAUUGGAUGCAAUUCUAAACGGAGAACAUGCUUACCAGCCCCAUGUCCUAAUACGAGUAACAUCAGCCUAUGGAAUAUCCUGAGAAAUAACAUAGGAAAGGAUCUCUCCAAAGUGGCCAUGCCUGUUGAAUUAAAUGAGCCACUUAACACCCUUCAGCGUCUCUGCGAGGAGCUGGAGUACAGUGAACUACUAGAUAAAGCAGCACAUACGCCUAACCCAUUUGAACGGAUGGUGUAUAUAGCUGCAUUUGCAGUCUCUGCAUAUGCAUCCAGUUACUACCGAGCUGGAAGUAAGCCAUUUAAUCCUGUGCUUGGAGAAACCUACGAAUGUAUUCGUGAAGAUAAGGGUUUCCAGUUCUUUGCAGAACAGGUCAGUCACCAUCCACCUAUUUCUGCAUGCCAUGCUGAAUCUGUGAAUUAUACUUUUUGGCAAGAUGUAAGAUGGAAAAACAAAUUCUGGGGAAAGUCCAUGGAAAUUGUUCCAGUUGGUACAACACAUGUAACUCUUCCAGUUUUUAAAGACCAUUUUGCAUGGAACAAGGUGACAUCUUGCAUCCAUAACAUCUUAAGUGGGCAAAGAUGGAUUGAACACUAUGGAGAGAUCAUCAUCAAAAAUCUUAAUGAUGACACUUGCCACUGCAAACUGACUUUCAUAAAGGCCAAGUACUGGAAUCCAAAUGCACAUGAGAUUGAAGGCAGUGUCAUGGAUAAAGCCGGGAAAGUUGUGCAUCGACUCUUUGGGAAGUGGCAUGAAAGUUUAUACUGUGGGACAACUUCAUCUUCAAACUGCGUAUGGAGAGCAAAUCCGAUGCCUAAAGAUCAUGAACAGUGGUAUGGAUUUACUCAGUUUGCACUGGAGUUAAAUGAACUGGAGCUGCAAACUAGGUCAUUACUCCCAUCCACUGAUACACGUUUUAGGCCAGACCAAAGGUUUCUAGAAGAAGGGAAUAUUGAAGGAGCUGAAAUGCAAAAGCAGAGGAUCGAGCAGCUACAGAGGGAACGACGGAAGGUGCUGGAAGAAAACAAUCUAGAGCAUCAGCCUAGAUUUUUCAGGAAAUCCAAUGAUGAUUCCUGGGUGAGCAACGGAACCUACAUGGACUUUAGAAAAGAACCUGGUUUUUCCAAACUGGACAAUCCUGUCCUCUGGUGAAAGAGGAGUCAAGUGAAGAUAUUCUGUGCUGUAUUCUCGGAUCUGAUUUAAAAGAAGUAUACAUAAAAUAUAUCUAUAUAUAUACAUAUAUAUACACACACACACAUAUAAUAUAUGUGUGGGGCGUGUAUGUGUGUAAGUGUGCAUAAUUGUGCUUAAUUUAGAAUCUGAUAAUUCAUUUGUUUUCUUUACUCUGACUAUUGCAGUAGUUGUUUGAAUGAAAAAAUACCCUAACUUCUUUUUAUAAAAUAUUUAAUAAAUAGUACUGAAUGUUAACAGCGAGAGGGAAAAGAGGACCUUUUACACUACUUUUCCAACAUGUAAUAAUGUCAGUUCUGAGUUAACUUAUGCCUUAUUGAAUUGCAUUGGAGACAGCAGCAUUAGCAUCUCCUAGCUGUGCUGAGAAAUCAGAGCGUAAGCCUUAGUAACUCAAACUGUAAGUAGGCUUCCACAGUUCAAUGAGUAGUUCGGCUGUCUCUGGGCUGGUAUAAAUUGCUAAAACAGAUUAUCAGCUGGUGCUGGAAUCCGAGUAUGAUCCUUUGCUGCGUGUAGAAAAGAUUUAAAUAAGCUUUUGUUUCUAUUAGUUUUCUUCUUAGCAUUAUGGAAGAGGUAGUUCUGAGCUUACAUCAGUGGUUCUACUGCCUUAUACGUAAACUGUACCUGGCUAAAUGUAGUGCUAGAAAUUCAGGAAUCGCCAAAAUUUUGCACUGGGAAUCUUCAGAUUUUAUAGCCCCCAACAGGGCAAGAGGAGGAGAUCCUUUGUACAUAAUGCUUAAGCACUGACUAGAUGAAGAAGCUCUCUUUUUCCAGUAAGUAAAAUCUAUACAGAGCACGAAAUCCUGUGCUUCCAUAGCUUUAUUUGUUUUUAUUAACCUAAAAAUUGCAACAGUAAGACUUUUUAAAAAGUAAGCAAACUGAUUGUUUUAAGCUAGAAAUUUUUUCUUAGUAUUUUGAUAUUUUCUACCUCUUAAGAAAUGAACAGCAUAUUUAAGAUCUUAUAUUUAAAAAAUUACCAUCUGCCUUAUGGAGAAAUGUAUGGAGUCUUUGAUCUUCCUCUGUUUGUUUGUUAUGUUCAGAUAAAUAUUCAAGUGUCUUGCACUAAACCAAUUGCAUCUCUUUCCUGUAAUUUUAUACAUAUGGCUAGAUUUGUGGAACUACUAAACUAUAGGUCAGAAAUAUAGCAGGAAACAAAUGUAGCAAAGUCGCACUUUUGAAUGAUUAUAGAGAUAGGCAGUAUUUUUUUUCCCCCCCAUCAAAUCACAAUGCCACAGUCAUUAACAGAAUAAUUUGCAUUCCUACCUAUCUGCAACUCAAGCCUGACCCAUGAUUCUUCAAGUCUGUUCUGUGUCUGUGACUCUCUGGCAACAACACAGUUUGCAAGUUUAGAUCUGUAUCCUGUCGCCACCAGCACCCCCUUUUCUUUUUCUUACAUGCCACUUUAAUGACAAAAAAUAAACCCAAAUGUUGUUGGCAUGUUUAACUGGCUUAUGACUGGAACAAUUGGACAAGGCAUGGAUAAGGGAGACUCCUAAGGGGACUAGUAGCUUAGAAAAGCUUGCACUUUACUGUGUGCUGCAUUGUUCUAAAGAAAACCCAUUAAAAAUGGAUCCAUGUAUUAUACGUAACAUGAAGGAAAUACUAUGAACGCUUCCACUUUAAACCACAUCUCUGAUGUCAGAUUAGAUGUAUAUUUGAAUUUUGCUUUCUGUUACAUUGAAACCCCAUUGUCUUAGAGGCAGACGAAUGCCUUUUCACCCUUUUUCACUUUGCCCAGGAACUCUGCCUCACUACCAUUUCUGUAAUUUAUUACCAAAGAAGUUAGCAUAAUUCUUUCUAUUUAAUAUGUCUUUUAAAGACUUGACUACCACGCCAGCAGCUUAGAAUAAGGCAAGGUUCACGUCAAUACGAGGACAAAAUCUGGGCUUUGAUUCCAAAGGAAAUCUUAACCUUUGGGGGCUGUUUGGCUUUUCAGGGAAAGUGAGGAUCUCUUUGUGGCUUGUUCCCUUCCUCUGUUUUAGUCUUGUAUUGACUGUCAAAACUUGGCACAAAAAUGAGUUGAUAUCUGUAAUUAUUCUUGCUGUUGGUAAUUACCAUUUAUACUAAAAAUAACAUUCAUUUAACAACAAAAAAGGGUAGGGAAAAUAAAAAAAAAGCUUUUAAGAAAGGGAGCAAAAUUUGUGGAGGAUGCAUUAAACUUGCUCAUCAUCAUACUUGGCAGGUACUGUGAUUACGGUCUGAUCUGAUUGCUGGGUUUGUAUUUUCUGUGUAUGCAGGGGAUUUCCCCAUACUUUGUCGUAUGACCUAAUAGUUGAUAGCAUCUAAAAUUAAAGGAUUAGAGGCCAAAAGGCAAAGUUAAAGAAUUGUAAUGCAUUAAAAUCAGCAGGUGUUAAACAAAACUAAUAUCUUAUUGGGUGUUUGAGUCAUGAUUUUUGGGAAAUCAGACUGGCAGUGUUGCCUUGUAUCUUACAAUCUAAAAUGUCUAAAAUACAUUUGAUUGAUGACAAGAAGCAUUGGGCUGAGUAGUGCCUUAUAUAAAAUUUUCUUCAGCAAAAUUCCCAUAUCAAGAAGGUAAACUUCAGAAUUUUACUGUCAUCUCCAGAAAAAUAAUGCCUGAGAAUAAUCCAGGGCAUUUCUUAAAUACAUGAAGCAAAAUCAUUGCACAAUAGCUCCUUUUGUAAAUCUCUGAUACACAUCUGCAAACAUGGUGUAACCAGUUGUGAAUGAUCCUCUGACCCCAUGUUUCCAACUGCAGUAUAGUUGUCCCUGCUUACUUUUGUACAAAACAAUUGGGUUUAGUUGUUAAACUUCUGUCAACUGUGUAUCAAGUAGUGGAAGCAAAUUGUCUUGAUGUUACUUCUGUGUAUUUCUGCAUAAAAAUACAGUCAUCAUUCACAAACCUUAAUAUACUCUCUACAGUUAUUCUUGGUAAAAUAUGAAAUUUUGGUAAUUUUCUUCCCCAAAACUUCAGAUGUGUUAAUGGGUGCAAAACUUACAUCAGCUUUCUGCAAUAUAACUAAGACAGCUCUUGUUUUUAAUAACUGACAUUGAGGGACUGUUUUCCCCCAUUUCUACCCUGAAUGGUAAAAAGAACGUAUCAGGCAACUUACUGCUUUCUUUCAUACACAGCAGUGAUCCCCAAGCUGUUUAGCUCAAUGUAUCAGUCUUAAAAUUUCCUGAUGAUUGUUGCCAGUUGCUAUAGCUCUCUUAUUUAAUGACUUUAUAAGCAUUACUUAAUAUGAUUUUGGAGGGCACUUUGAGAAGCACUCAUCUAGCACUGCCUUUCUUUGUGUAUCCAUUCACAAAGUAAAAAACUCACUAUAAACUUACAUCAAGGUGAUGGAGCAGCUCAGGCCUUUGGGUGUUAAAACACUGGCUCAGUUUUCAAAUUAUACAGCAAAGGAAGAAAAAAAAAUCCAGGGAAAUAGCAUUCAUAGAAACCCACAGCUCUACUUCCAGAUUUGCCAACUUGACACUUAGUUUCUGAUUUUGGUACAGUGUAAGUUUGGGAUUAUGAAACAGCAUAACUUGUUUAGGAGACUACUCUUGAUAGCAUAAAGUGCCCUUUAGCCUGAGUGGAACUGGAGUGCACCAUUAAUCAUUGCAUUCCUUUCUUAAUCUCUGCUCUCUGACAUAUGCUUUAUGUGUUAGUUUGCCAGCACUGAUUUACUUCUUUUAGAUGCUUUUUGAAAUACAGAUCUGGUAAAGUACUUAGGUUCUUUAUACAGAGCUUGGAAAACUAGAUGCAUGGCAGGAAGAGCGAAAACAGCCAAAAUUUUGAGAAGGAAACAUCCUAGAGAUCUGUUCUUCCACCACCAAGCUUUCUUUGAAGAACUGGAAGCAGGAUUGCUGCUUUCUUUUAAAACCUGGCCUGUGAAGGAGGUGGUGGUUGCAAACACGGUCACCUUAUUAUCUGGCAGUUUCGUGUUGAAGCCAGAUCACUGUACAGAAAGGAACACAAAUUCACAGGGCCAGAACGUACAACCAGGGACAGCUUUGGGGUUGCACAAAGGUCUAGUGCUGGUCUCAAAAAAAAACCCAAAAAACCAACCUAACAAAAACCUCACCCCUUCCCAUGCCCCCCACUUUCCCUCAGCUGUUUACAGUCCUGUUAAGGUUUUCUACAUGGCCCCUCAUACCUAAAAGUCCUUAUUCAGUGUCCCAUUUUCUCUUUAUUAAAAAAAUUUCUGAAGAGUAGGAAAACAGUCCAUUCCAACAAGUUUUUAAAUGACAAAUCAUGCCUAAAAGCUGCAGUUAAAAAUUUUCCCCAUAAACAUUGUGGCCUACUCCUGUAUCUUUUCCUUGACUGUGAACAGGACUUUCUUCCCACUUGCACUCUGGAGUCAGACCUGGUAAGGGUAGCAUGUUGCAGAAAUACGCAGCUACAUCUGCUCAGCAUACUCCUAAUUAACGUCCUUGCACCUGCUUUUGCAUAAAUAUCUUCUGUCAUCUCUCUAGAUGACCAGCUUUGCAGGGCAGGAGAUUUUCAGCAUAUCUUGCUUUGUUCAAUACAGCUUUUUUUGUGUGUACAACUCAUACAGAGGGGGCAAGCUGAAGAGGAGUGCAAAAUCUGGCCCACAGUGCAUAUAUAAUAGAGAGAAGGAUGAAAUCCAACCUCUCCACAUAACUGAAUACAUCUUGCAAGGGCUAGAGUCAGAUGGUGGUGUUCAAAGGUGUGAAGUUAAAAUGGAAGGGGUUUUUUUGGUCGAGUGUGUUUUCAUUCAUGGAUUAUGCCUAUUAUGAAUAAAAUUCACAGUAUUCACUAAUUCAUCCUUUCUAUUUUCUAGCUACUGGUGGGUGCAACUUACUCCAGCAGCUGUGGGUUCAUAAGAAACUGCACGUUAUCUAGCUUAUCUGUUGAAACUUAGUAAAUGCUGUAACUUAUCACCAAAUGUGUUAUUGUACUGCUCAGUUCUUAGAUACUGUUCUUGCUGCAGCUUUUGAAAGCAAUAAGAGAAAUUUUCCACAUAAAUAGUUGCCAUAUGUUAAAAAAAUAUUUUAAGCAGUUCCUUUUUUAUAUAAAUUGUGGAUUUGGUGUUUUUGUUGUAUAAAACAAAACUGUAUUAAAGCUUAUGAGAACGUUUGGGAGGUGGAUCCACAAGAGGUGAUGAGCUCCUUCAGCCCGGCACCUUUGGGAUGGUUGGUACCCCUGAGAAUCAGGAAGUCUUGUAUUUAUGUUAACGUUAUUUUACUAGUUCCAGUACUGGAAAAACAUACCAUAUGUAUGAGGUGUUACAUACGCAAAGCUGCUAAAUGCUGAAUUUAUUGUUUGUUUUGAUAGGGCAUUAGUGAUUUCAGAAUGAAGAAAGGUAUCUUAUGUGUUAGAAUUAUCACUGACUUUCAGAUUUUUGAGAAAAUGUUCCGUAGUCAGGAUCAUUCCUGUUUUCUGCUUCACUUACUCCAAAAAUUUGUAAUAAUGUUGGAGCACCUUGAUGUGCAAUUUGAUUUAUUAUUUUUGUCUCUGUAACCAAUUUAGUUGGAUGUUAAUAAAUCAUACUUGCAAAAGGUCAUAGAGCACCCUGACUUUUUCCCAGGGGUUGUAAGCAUCUUUCUUCAAAGGUUGUUAGUGACAGCUGAAACAAGUCUAGCUGCUGUAGUGAUCUGUGCUUUUUACACUUUCCAAAAUGGCAAGUAUGAAAGGGCUUCCAUCUGCUAGAAGCCUUAUUUAUCAUUCUUACAAUCUGUCUGGUAGUUGUGCAGUGUUCCAGUUGUUUACCAGUUACCUGCACGCACUGUACAGCACUGUCGUAUGGCUAUUAAGCCAGACACUGGGGCAGGGAAAGGGGUAAGCUGAUGGAAUUCAUUUACAGCUGGAAGUUGAUUCUUAAAAGCAGUUUUUAGUAGACAGAUGUGCAGCAUAAAUGUUAUGCUUUAGCAUGAGUGUGGAAACCACAAACCACGUGUUCUCCCUAAAACAACUUUUCAAAAUAAGGAAACAUAGUAUGUACUGGAUAAAAUAAAUAACGGGAAGGAAAUGG